AUGGAGUCGCCGCGCUGGGAAACACUGCCGGGAUCUUCAAGCAAGCCGGGCGCAGAUAGCCCGACAAAGACUACCCCGGGAUGGGCGCGUUUCCGGCGCGCACUGGCGGCGGAGCCUUCAGAGAAGUUCGUCGUGUCUGACAGUGAAGAGGAACGGCAGCGACGCGUGAAGGCGAGACGCGUCGUGCUCGCGAAUGUUAACAUGAAUGAGCUCCCGGUGAUCGAGAUAUCCGACUCGGAAGACGAGGACGAGUCAAGCACGUCCGUCGUCGCACAAAAGGGUGACUCCCAGCCCUCAGCGGGGAAUCCCGACGGCUCUGCUCAACAAACGCCACAGGCUACGCGCAUACGCCUUCUAACACUCCACGCGCGACGCGUAGUUGUCAGCUCUGAUUCUGAGGUUGAGAAUGGUGACGUCAAACAGGGUCGGCCACCCGCGACCACUCAGGCCGCGCCCCGGCGGAGGCUGCCAUUGGACGACGAUAUCAUAGACCUGACGGAGACUCCGCCCGGGUCAGAUCACGAACAAGAGGAGCCUCGAGACCCUGAACCUGCCGAAGAAUUUUCGGAGGCGAAGGAGUGA
This is a messenger RNA of Trametes versicolor FP-101664 SS1, 582 nucleotides long. RefSeq lists its product as uncharacterized. The record is from RefSeq and is a predicted model, not a curated record. NCBI's taxonomy places the organism in Eukaryota, Fungi, Basidiomycota, Agaricomycetes, Polyporales, Polyporaceae. Bases 1 to 582 code for a protein of 193 amino acids. The transcript is spliced from 3 exons.